ACCCCGCAAUGGGAACUGAAAAAAGAGAGAAAAAAGUUCUCUGGAUAUAAAGUCAGGCCUUCCGCAGUCUGCCGGCCCGUUCCAAAGCCCAUUUGCGGCGGUGUUUAUGCGAAACCUGCUCUGGAGCUCACCGUCUUCUGAAGAUUACCAGAAAUGGCGGCCGUUUGCCGAUCACUUCUAACGGCCGCGGGUUCGAGGUCCAUCGCCGGCCGUACCAGAACACUGACUCCUAAAACCCUAAAUCCAAUGCCUGUUUCUUCUUCUUCGUCCAGAGGCGUCCCUUCCGUUUCCAGAAUUGUUUCGUCUUUGGCUACUGUGGAGUCGCUGAUGCCACUCCACAGCGCCGUCGCUUCAGCUCGGCUGAAGUCCAAAAUUGCUGUCGACUCGCAUUGCUGGAGCUGGCUUUCUGAAGGAUUUGCAACACCUUUGUGACGUAAGAUUGGCACAGACGAAUGGAAAUCGACCAUACAGCUCGAUAACUGGUUGCUGAUAGGGGCUCUCAGUAAGAGUUGCGAGGUUUUCGCUUUUCCUACUUAUCUUUGUUAGAUACCUUUGUCACAAGGUAGAAUCAUUUGGGCUGUUCCUUUUCAUCAUUGUAUUGUUCAAUGCGGCCACAUUUUCUGGAUAUGCAGAGAGUUAUUGUUUUCAGCCUCUAACCACAAAACUUGAGAGAUAGGAUUUUUAUCAGGCAUCUCUCUGUUUCUUUAUGGUUUUAAUGUGGGGGUUUUGAGCUGACUUCUUAGAACAUUCUGCUGAGCUUGAAACUUUAAGAGUUGAGUUUAACCGAUCAUCAGAUUACCGUUUUUCAGGCA
This is a messenger RNA of Momordica charantia (bitter melon), 812 nucleotides long. Its product is annotated as envelope glycoprotein. The record is from RefSeq and is a predicted model, not a curated record. Lineage: Eukaryota; Viridiplantae; Streptophyta; Magnoliopsida; Cucurbitales; Cucurbitaceae.